AUGCCCCUGUUCCAAAUUUCAGGAAUUCCACCUCCGAAUAAAGCCACCUCAAGGAGAAUUCUCCCACCAUUCACGGUUCUCACCAAGGGCGCGCAGCAGGAAACAGUGGGGAAGUUUGCAGAAAAGCCAGUGACCCUAUUCAUCUACCCGCCUGGUGUGACCUCAAGAUGUGGCUUGGAGUUGGCUUUCAAUGUCAACUUCACCUUCGCUCUCUUGCCCCACUCUGGUACCACCGGCCCCAGCGGCUUUGCAUUUGUGAUUGCCGCAACGGCCAAGGCAGGGAAACCUGGUGGUGUGGGGUAUAGCGGGGUGGGAGCUCGGAGCAUAGCCGUUACAUUUGAUAUUGAAGAGAGUCACCAGCACGUAGGGCUGAACAUGAAUGGUAGGAAGGAACCCGUGGUGUCAAAGGUAUCACCGGUUAUGUUCACCGACGGAGAUGCAUACACGGCAUGGGUGGAUUAUGAGCCUGGGGAUCCCGGCACCUUUCGAGUGUUCCUGGCGAGCUCACACGAGAAGCCAGAGGAGCCGCUGCUGCUGCAGAAGGGUGUGUCGCUGUGUGCGGUGCUUCAGCCGCGGGUGAAGCAGCAGCAGGCGGCGUUCUCGUUUGGGUUUACGGCGUCCACCACUGUGAAGCCCUUCCAGCUGCAUGGCAUCCUCUCCUCCUCUGUGCAAACAGGCAAGGCCUCUAUUUUGGGCAGGUGGGGUGAUGCUGACUGCGUUGAUGAUAGAUUCGGGGUGGUGGUGGUGAAUUGCGCCCCUUCAACCAUGGUCGUGCAGACCAAGGAGCAAGAGGCCACAUUCGCACCGACUCGAGCCAGUCCCUUCUCGCGCUAUGUGAGUGCGGACUUCAAGCUGUCGGCCACCAGAGCGGACUCGUGGAGCAUUCGUGAUUUCCACACGUGGGACUCCGUGCCCUUCCUCAACUGGCCUGUCAAGAACCAAAACGACUGCCAUGCGUGCUGGGCGUAUGCGGUGGUGGCAAGUGUGGAGGCGGCAUACGGCAUUGCAAAGCAGCAGAGCGCUCCCCGGCUAUCAGUGCCCUCUCUCUUCACCCUCAUGGGGCUCUCCGACUCCGACAGGUGCACUGCUGGCGGCUCCCCCACCCAGGCCUUUGAGACGCUCGUGGUUCUCGAUGCCACCAGUGGGCUCACAGGGGUCAGCGACUUGGCAACUAGGUACCCGGUGCAAGCGUUUGAGCGAGCGCAGUUCAAGGGGUAUGUGGGGCUCAUGCUGGCAGUGCAGCGGCAGCCAGUGGUGGUUCACAUCGAGGCAUCUCCAACCUUCAUGCUGUAUGAUGGGACGUUCAAGUAUCAAGAUCCUGGUUGCUACACGGGCAAUCUCAACCAUGUUGUACUCGUUAUUGGCUACUUCAUCACAAGAAACGAUGGCAGCCAGAACCGCAUUGCGCCUCCUUUUUGGAUCAUCCGCAACUCGUGGGGAGAGGAGUGGGGAAAGAGGGGUCACAUGCGCAUGGACAUUCAGGGAGGGGAUGGCGUGUGUGGCAUCAACGUGCUGCCUGGCAUCUACCCCAUUGUCAAGAGCGACCCCUGCGGCCAGAGCAGCUACAAGGGCGAUGGGGAUUGGCAGCCCAGCAUGAACCCGUGCGGUCGCUUCCAGUGCCAGGGGACGACAGACACCACCAACAACUGCUCCUGCAAUAUUCCGACCGCUCCUGUGCAGCCCUUUGUGGAGGUUGAGAAUGGAUACGGCUCCAACACAUGUGCUUAUGGUGAGUUUUCUGGCAAUUAA
Closterium sp. Naga37s-1 is the source of this 1749-nucleotide messenger RNA. Lineage: Eukaryota; Viridiplantae; Streptophyta; Zygnematophyceae; Desmidiales; Closteriaceae. The record is from the annotation of a GenBank genome assembly.